AUGAAGUCCUCUUUGCUGCUUCUGUGUCACUUCUGGAUGUUCAGCCUCAUGUCUCUCUUGUGGGCAUCAGACUCGGCACAAGGCAACUCCAACCUAACUUGUUGGUAUGACUCACGGGCGGCUCUCUUCUGUGACUGGAACCCAGGCAGGGAUCUGGCUGAAGGACCAUGCCAGCUGGAGAUUUUAUCAAAGUUUGAUUUAUGUGACAGGGCACUUCACCUACCUGAAAAGGCCAAAGACAGCUGUGAAUUAUCUAAGGCAGAUCAAACAUCAGGACUGAGGAGAUGCACCAAGAUCUUCAGCAAAAACAAUAAUACUCAAUGCUUCACCACUGCAGACCUUCUUACCCUGUCUGUCCAUUGUCAGGUUGGAGAAAAUAGGUCCAUACCUGUGCGAAUAAAAGAUUUCAGACCACUUGCAAAUAUAAAGCUGAGGCCUCCAGGAAAUCUUCAGCUGGUUACCAACACUGAAAGCAGCUACAACUUAACGUGGAACCUGAAUGUUUCCUCUCACUAUCUGAAUGGGUUGCGGGAAUACCAAGUGCGGUACCGAAACAUGAGUCGGCCUCAGGAGAAUGCCAUGAUCUUACCCAUUCGGCAUGACCAGAUGUGGAUGGUGUUUGAGAACCUCUCACCUGACUUGAAACAUGAGGCAGCUGUCCGUGCAAGGCCAAGGCCAAGUGCCUUAAGUACCUGCAAAGGCGUGUGGAGCGACUGGAGCGAGACAAUACGUUGGAAGACGCAUGCUGACCAAAAAUCCCGGACGGUCCUGCCAGUUCUUAUAAUGAGCAGUUGCAUCUUGGUGAUCAUUGGGACUGCCUUCCUUAUUAAUUUGCGGACCCUGAAAUGGUUUAAGAUCCUGAAGAUCCACAUCCCAGACCCCAAGAAGUUCUUUCCCCCACUCGUUUCGGCUCACGGAGGUGACAUUCAGAAAUGGCUCUCCUCCCCAUUCUCCACAUCUUCCUACUGUGUGAACAGCACAGCCCUGGAGAUCUCCAUGCUUGAGGUGAUGCAGAAGAAUGACCAGGAAUCCCAGUUCCUACUUUCCAAGGGAACCCUCACUCCUGAUCCUCUCUUAGAAACCAGUGGGCACUCUGCAUCCAGCUGCUUCACCAACCAAGGCUACUUCUUCUUUCAUACUUCCGACUCAUUUGAGAUCGAGCCCUGUCAGGUCUACUUCACCUAUGAGCCUUUCACCCAGGAGGGCAACAGCAACGAGGAUGGCGAGUCUUACCAAGCUCUAACCUCCUCAGACCUCUGCACACUGGCAGAGGACAUGCCCAUAUUGUCCCACAACUUCCUUCACUGUGUCAAGCUGACCCAGGGCUUCCAAAACAGCUCCUUCAUGGAAGAAACAGAACGUAAAGUCCGUCAGGCCAUGGUUAUUUCUAAGGCUCUCAAAUCAAGUGAACACACAUCGUCAACACCAGUUCUGAAACAGGAUGAGAAGGUGAUGGACAAAACAGAUUUAGAACCUGCUGAAGCCCUGUGCCAGCUGGACACUGACUUUUCUGCCCCACUGGACUUGCAUGACAAAGAUACUAUCGAAGUAACAGAGGGGACUGGGCAGGCAGCUCCCCCAGUUGACCCCUGUACACCAGCAGCACACAUUACAUCUUCUUUCUCUCAGUCUUCAUCUCUAAGGCAAAGCCAGGAUGAGGAUCCAUGCACAACUGCCUUCUCCAGCCAGGUCCUAAACACUGGUGCCUACCUUUCUCUGAAGGACCUCCAAAGCCAGUACAGCCAUUGCUCUGUUUAA
Messenger RNA from Apaloderma vittatum (bar-tailed trogon), 1758 nucleotides. RefSeq names its product interleukin-2 receptor subunit beta-like. The transcript is spliced from 9 exons. Gene Ontology annotation, cellular component: membrane; external side of plasma membrane. NCBI's taxonomy places the organism in Eukaryota, Metazoa, Chordata, Aves, Trogoniformes, Trogonidae. The record is from RefSeq and is a predicted model, not a curated record. The coding region runs from base 1 to 1758 and encodes 585 amino acids. Gene Ontology annotation, biological process: immunoglobulin mediated immune response; cytokine-mediated signaling pathway. Gene Ontology annotation, molecular function: protein binding; cytokine receptor activity.